Messenger RNA from Exophiala viscosa, 2416 nucleotides. RefSeq names its product serine/threonine-protein kinase Chk2. Gene Ontology annotation, biological process: meiotic recombination checkpoint signaling; protein phosphorylation. Lineage: Eukaryota; Fungi; Ascomycota; Eurotiomycetes; Chaetothyriales; Herpotrichiellaceae. The coding region runs from base 106 to 2199 and encodes 697 amino acids. The record is from RefSeq and is a predicted model, not a curated record. Gene Ontology annotation, cellular component: cytoplasm; nucleus. Gene Ontology annotation, molecular function: protein serine/threonine kinase activity; ATP binding; protein binding. The transcript is spliced from 3 exons.
CAUUGGAAUCGGCGAACACGCCUCGGAACAAGGUCCGAAUUGAACUACAGUCGUUGUCAAAGAGUAGAAAAAUUUGAAGGUGUUAUAAGUGAAAUCGCAAGUAUAAUGGCUCCUAAGAAGCAGCAGAGUAGCUUAAAGCGGAACCGGCACAGCACCGGCGGCGACGACCAAGAAAUAAAGAAACCUCGCCGAUCGAACCGGCUGUCUUCCCAGCCGCAGAAAGAGCCUCACACACAGAAAGACCCCAACAAGCAGACUCCUAUAAAGAACCAAUAUCUCCCCUCCCCUCUGACGAACCACGAAUCGACAGCUACCGAGCCAAACUACAAAGAGCAGACAGCGACACCACCAGAGGGUCGACCCAGUCAGAUUCGCCAUGUCACUCCCCUAUCCUCCCCUCAACUCAAUGCUCUAUCCUCGCCGCCGCAAGAUACUCAAAUCCUAUCACAAUUCAUUUACCCCCCUCGAGACAUCGAGCGAGAUUUGGACGACGACGAUGGGAACUGGGGAUACCUAUUCCCAUUAAAGGAGACCGGUCACCGGUUAAUCAUGAAGCGCAGAGCAUUUUGUCCCGCACCGUCACACCCUCUCGAGAUAAGCCGAGCAACAGUCAAGAGUAAGAAGAAGGGGGAGAAACAGCUUGAAGAGGAUGAAGAAGAGUACGAGGACGAGAAACGUAUGGAAGGGUUUCCUGCCGGAGGAUACCUCAUUGGCAGACACCCCGAGUGUGACAUGAUUUUGGAUAUUCCCACCGUAUCCAACCGACAUUGUCUGUUAUUCAACGAGACAAGGAACGGCGACUCGAUCGCCGUCCUCGAAGAUCUAUCCGCCAAUGGAACUUUCGUCAACGAGGCGCUAGUCGGUCGCAACAAGCGAAGAGAACUUGAGGAUGGCGAUGAGAUCACCAUCCUGGACGAAGCGAGGUUUGUCUUCCGGUAUCCCAAAAACCGAGAUUCAAGUGCUUUCAAUUCGCAAUACCGGAUCCUGCAGCAACUAGGAAAGGGCCAUUUCGCGACGGUCUAUCUCUGCGUCGAAAGAGCCUCCGGCUUCAAAUAUGCCGUCAAGAAAUUCGAGAGGCGGAUGGGCGAGUCUCAAAAGUCUCAGACAGAGGGACUACAACAAGAAAUCGCCCUCCUAAUGAGUGUCAGCCACCCAAAUGUUUUGUGUCUGAAAGAAACAUUCGACGAACAAGAUGGAGUGUAUCUCGUGUUGGAACUUGCCGCCGAAGGCGAGCUGUUCAACCUAAUUGUGACGAAGCAAAAAUUGACCGAGGAAGAAACACGCAAGAUCUUUAUCCAGCUGUUCCAGGGCACAAAGUACCUGCACGAACGAAACAUCGUCCACCGAGACAUCAAGCCCGAAAACAUUCUGUUGACGGAUAAGAACCUGUCCGUCAAGCUCGCCGACUUUGGCCUGGCCAAGAUCAUCGGCGAGGAAUCAUUUACCACGACGCUCUGUGGGACACCAAGCUACGUCGCGCCCGAGAUCCUCGAGAACACACGUCACAGAAAGUACACCAAAGCCGUCGACAUCUGGUCUCUCGGCGUGGUACUGUACAUCUGUCUAUGCGGUUUUCCACCCUUCAGCGACGAACUGUACAGCAAAGACAACCCCUACACGCUGGCCCAACAGAUCAAAAUGGGCCGCUUCGACUACCCGUCCCCAUACUGGGACAGCAUAGGCGACCCAGCCCUCGAUCUGAUCGACCAUAUGCUCACCGUCGACGUGGCAAAACGGUACACAGUCGACCAAUGUCUCGAGCACCCGUGGACCCGGAACGCCGUGUCCGCGAGUAUCAACCCCUCAGACUCGACCGACGGGUUGACCGGCGCGAUGUACAGCCUCGAUUUUUCCAAGCGCAAAAUCAAUCGAGAGCGCACCCUGCUCGCGAAUAUCAAUGAUAUCAAAGUGAGUAAGGUCGUUGAAGUCAAGGGUGCGCAUGUACCAGGCGGACAGGACAAGGGAGCACCUGCAAAGGUGAAGGUCUGGGAGAAGAAUACUGAUGGAAAAGUCGCUAUUGCGACGGACACUGCACCAGAAAAGAAUAAUAAGAAAAAGGAGGAAGAUCCUGCGGCGAAUAGGCAGCAGGAGGAGUUUAUGGGAAUGGGUGGGAAGGGAGAUAUGCAGCUUUUCGGCGACGAUAUCUCGUCGAGGUAUCUGCCUCAAGAGGUGCCGGAUACGCAGAAAUCGGCAAAGUGAGGCGAUACACGAUUUCUUCGACAUGGCGGGAUGGUCCUGCUUUUCAGUUCAUGGUACGAGGUAUACUUGCCAUUUGAUCUGGAUGGCUUUGGUGAUAUUGGUAUGAUAGGUUAUCAGGAGCGGCACUCUUUUUCCGUUGUAUAUACUGGGAUUUCACCAGGGGUCAUCACAAGCCACUCCUUUUCGACCAUUGGGGACGAUGCAUUUAUAUCAAUGU